AUGACCGAAAACAAAGAGCCAUACACAAUCAAGGAAGUUCCCAUCGAGAACACAAGACCCAUGACGGUUAGAGUCAUUGGUGCUGGGUUUUCGGGAAUUCUGUCUGCCAUCAGAAUCCCAGAGAAAAUAAGAAACGUUGAUCUGGUUGUCUAUGAGAAGAGUGACGGGAUCGGAGGUGCUUGGUGGUUGAACCGAUAUCCAGGGGUCGCCUGUGAUAUCGUCUCGCAUUCAUACCAAUAUACAUUUGCACCCAACCCCAAGUGGUCCAAGGUUUACGCACCAGGUCAGGAAAUCCAAGAGUACCUACAGGGCGUGGCCGAGAGGUUCGGUGCGACGAGGUUCAUCAAGACGUCUCAUGAAGUCAAACAUUGCGCCUGGGACUCCAACAAAAAGAAAUGGAUACUCAAGGUUGCAAAGUUGCCGUCUGGAGAGGUCUUCGAGGACGAGACGGAUAUACUCGUCACUGCCCGUGGCCAACUCCACGAGCCCCUAUGGCCAGACAUCCCUGGCCUCGACACCUUCAAGGGAAAGGUGAUGCAUUCGGCGGAGUGGGACACAUCACUUGAUUACCGACACAAAAAGAUCGGUGUCAUAGGUAUCGGCUCCAGCGCCAUCCAGAUCAUCCCGUCGCUUCAGCGCCUUGAAGGUACACGGCUCUCGGUAUUUAUGAGGUCGAAGACGUGGAUCGCGCCGAAUUUCGGAAGCGACGCCAUGGUCUCGAUGGGAUUCCAAGAGAGCACGACUGACUUCCCAAAAGAGACGCAGGAGCUCUUUGAAAAAGACCCAAAAGCAUGGCUACGGUUCCGCAAAUCGGUCGAAGACAGCUCCAACAUCCACAGCGUGAUGCUGCCCGACUCGGAGCUGCACCGCGCCGUCCGGCAGGGCAUGUACGACAUGAUGCAGGCCCGGCUCGCCAAGAGGCCGGGCCUCUUCGAGCGUCUGGUUGCCGAGUUUUCCCCCGGCUGCAGGCGCAUCACGCCGGGUGCCGGGUUCCUGGAGGCCCUGACCGAGGACAACGUGGAGCUGAUCGACGACCGGAUCGUGUGCGCGACGCAGGGAGGCGUGGUGCUGGCGUCGGGUCGCGAGCUGGCGGACCUCGACGUGCUCGUGUGCGCGACGGGGUUCCGCACCUCGGAGGCGCCGCUGUUCCCAAUCGUCGGGCGCGACGGCCUCACCCUGGAGCAGCGCUGGAGGCCGCGCAUGGAGAGCUACCUCUCCGUCGCCGUCGACGGCUUCCCGAACCUGCUCAUGCAGUUCGGCCCGAGUUCCGCAAUCGGCUUCGGCAGCCUCGUCAAGAUGCUCGAGGCCGAGUGCGACUACGUCGUCAAGGUCAUCCGCAAGCUGCAGCGGGAGGACUACGCCACCAUCGAGCCCAAGGCCGAGCGCGUGCGCGACUUUACCCGGUUCGCCGGUGCCUACUUUGCCCGCACCGUACACAGGGACGACUGCAAGUCUCAGUAUCGCUCCGAGGGCGGCUGGGGCAAGGACGUGGUCGGGCUGUGGCCUGGCUCCCCGCAGCACACCGUCGAGGCGUUGCGCUCACCCAGGUGGGAGGACUUCAUAUUCGAGACUGCAGACCCGACCGGGAACCUGCUUCGCUGGCUCGGCAACGGUUGGAGUCUAACCGAAACCGACGGUGAUCCAUCGUGGUACCUCAACCCGGAGGAGAUCGAUUUCCCCGCUGAAGGCAAACCUGAAGAUAACCAGAGAUACAAGAACCGACCUUGGUCAUACUGA
This is a messenger RNA of Pyricularia pennisetigena, 1737 nucleotides long. RefSeq lists its product as uncharacterized. Gene Ontology annotation, molecular function: NADP binding; flavin adenine dinucleotide binding; N,N-dimethylaniline monooxygenase activity. NCBI's taxonomy places the organism in Eukaryota, Fungi, Ascomycota, Sordariomycetes, Magnaporthales, Pyriculariaceae. Bases 1 to 1737 code for a protein of 578 amino acids. The record is from RefSeq and is a predicted model, not a curated record. The transcript has 8 exons.